Molecule: messenger RNA, 992 nt
Organism: Caenorhabditis elegans
Lineage: Eukaryota; Metazoa; Nematoda; Chromadorea; Rhabditida; Rhabditidae
Gene: C01G6.4
Product: RING-type domain-containing protein
Exons: 5
Coding region: 19-531 (170 amino acids)
Source: RefSeq, marked reviewed
CUUGAUUUUCGAUCGACAAUGGGAAACUGCUUGCCGUCGUUGUUCGGGUUCGUCAGACAGCACGAUGAGACGCCACUACGACGGAGCCGAUCAUCAGACGCAGCGAUGAGCUUCACAAAUCCGUCAAUGAUGCAACAAAGCAGUUCGUACGUAAAUCAGCUCUAUCAACACAACGUAAUUAGACAACGACAAGCACAGGAACAGGGAAAAGAACUCGACGAAGCAAAAAAAAACCGAAUUCGAGGACUUCUCGAGCAAAUCCCUGCUGAUGUAUUUCGAGGAGAUAUGACCAGUAAUGAAUGUGCCAUCUGUAUGAUCGACUUUGAGCCAGGAGAGAGAAUCCGAUUCCUUCCUUGCAUGCACUCGUUUCAUCAAGAAUGCGUCGACGAAUGGCUUAUGAAGUCAUUCACAUGUCCUUCGUGCCUUGAACCAGUCGAUUCAACCAUACUUUCCUCGUUAACUGCCCAUAAUAUGCAAUCCUUACAACAAAUCGUGUGCUCGCCGACUUCCUCAUCAACUGCCAAACCAUGAAUGCCUUCUGCAAAAAAUAUUCCCAUUUUCUUGCCCAGUAGAAGUUUUCGAGUUUGGUUUGCAGUGUUGGCUGUAUUUGUCCCCAUUACAAACGUCUGUAUAUAGAAAUGCGUGUACAUAUGAACUAUACCAUUUCUUCACUCAUCUUUCACCAUUUUCAUUUUGUUUCUUUUUUGCUCUGUUCCACCUGAAAUCCCCAUGUUGUGCAUACUGUAGUCGUCUUUAAUUCCUCAUCAUCUCCUGUUCAUCUUUUUAGUCAAUUCCAUCCCAACGUGUUAUUUUUCUUUCUUCUGUUCACUCAUCUCGCUCUCUGUUCUGUAGCUUUUCUUUAAUUCACCACUCGGUACACACUUUCUGUCUAUGUAUCUGAUACUCAUUUUAUUGACUUCCCAAAAAAACUUCCGGCUACUCUGAAAUUCAAAUAAAUUGCUUUUUUUUAACGCAUAAAGUGUCAAAUUGUC